Molecule: messenger RNA, 1419 nt
Organism: Lymnaea stagnalis (great pond snail)
Lineage: Eukaryota; Metazoa; Mollusca; Gastropoda; Lymnaeidae
Source: the annotation of a GenBank genome assembly
CUCAUAGCCAGUUAUUAAUUGGGUUGCUCUUUCCUCGCUUGGCUUCCUCUGGGUCGACAGUUCGAUAUAAAAUAUUGAUAGUAAGCUAAGAAGACACCUCGUUAACAAGGUGAUGCAUAAACUCGUCUCGUUUAAUGUCUUUUUAUCGGAUCACUGGACAUGGUGUCCUUGAAUAUCACCCCAACUCUCCUUACUGCGACAGGGGACCUCAGCGUCGAGGCCAAUCUCGCCAUUUUGUCGUUCUUGUUCUACUUUCUCUGGCCUUUCCUCAUCCUGUUCGGCGUGGUCAGUAACAUGAUCAACAUCGUGGUCUUCACAAAGAUGGGUCUCCAUGACAGCGUGUCCGUCUCGUUCUUCGUCCUCUCCGUGACGGAACUCCUCUACUUGCUGUUCUCUAUCGCCGUGGCUACCACGGGGGCCAUCGGCCUACAACCAUGGCAGAGCUCACUGCCCGUCGGCGUGUACUUCCUGGGCGGGUACAUCGCGUGGUAUCAAGAAAUGUUUCUGGAAAUAUCGAUGGCUAUCAUCGCGUACAUCGGCCUGGCCAGGUGCUGCUGUGUGGCGAUAGCUCUGAAGUUCAAACACACGUUCACGGUGACGCGAACGCUCGUGUUUCUGAGCGGGUUGAUCUCAUUCAGCGUGGGAAACAGGAUCCCCAUUUUGAGAACCACUGGCCUUGCUUGGGUCACAAACCCUUUGAACAACACCACGCGAUUGCUGGCGUGGUUCUCGGACGAUUUUAACAGCGUGAAAAAAGUUUACGAACUCAUUAACAGAAACAUCUUUCCCACCAUCUUGCUCAUCGUCGUUCUGGUUUGCUCCGUCAUCCUGACCUAUACUUUGAUCGUCGCGUCCAGGAAUCGCAGGGCCAUGACCGGGAAGGCUUUGGCGAAGAACAAAAAGGACAUUGAAAAUCUGGUCCAUAGGAUGAACAUAAAUACAAAAGAUGUCAUCGAAGAUUAUCACAUUGGAAGCCACAAUUAUUCCACCAAACGGCUGAAGUUAGCCAAAGCUCACACCCUGAGCAGUAAGGAGAUCCAGAUCGUCAAGCAAGUCACGGCUGUGGCCAGUUUCCUUCUUCUCGCCGUCCUCGUGCAGUCCAUGAACAGCCUCGCACAGGUCAUCGUCCCAGAGUUCAUGUCCGGGCGAAGCUACAAACGCAUUUACAACGUCAUGAUUGGGUUCAGCUACUCGUGCUGCUACCUGAACACGUGCGUCAACUUCCUCAUUUACAUCAAGUUCAACUCCAAGUUCAGGGGAACCUUCCAGCGCGUCUUCUUAUGUUCAAGCACUGGUAAAAAUUAGAAACGCCGUUUUUAAAGGGUUACAAUGCAAGUGGUCGCCGUUUGAUAGUGGAACUAAUUCAACGAGAAUUUUUUAAACAAAGGACAUGUAAAGAUAUUGUGACAGAUGCGCGAC